Hypomesus transpacificus is the source of this 2731-nucleotide messenger RNA. RefSeq names its product GTP binding protein 2b (gene gtpbp2b). Gene Ontology annotation, molecular function: GTPase activity; GTP binding; translation elongation factor activity. Gene Ontology annotation, biological process: translational elongation. The coding region runs from base 171 to 2030 and encodes 619 amino acids. The record is from RefSeq and is a predicted model, not a curated record. Lineage: Eukaryota; Metazoa; Chordata; Actinopteri; Osmeriformes; Osmeridae. The transcript is spliced from 13 exons.
CUUUGACGUCACAAGCAGCUUUGUCUUGUGUGGAUGAUGGAGAGGCUACAACCUCCACUGGACCAACUUGUCUGUGUCCCGGUUUUCGAGGACUUUACUUUAGUAGUCUAUGAGAAAUUGCAACGUAAGCGUGCAGUCAUCGAUAUAAAAAUAAGGCUCUAGCUCUGGUCAUGAUGGAUGCUCAAAUAUCAGAAAGAGGAGUUGAUAGUCUGAGGACUCAUUUUAAUGGACCCAGCUCGUGCAAUAAUGCUAAUGGAAAAAGAAUUAUGUCCAAAAAAUCGCGUUCAAAAAGAGGCAAAAGAGGGAAGAGGCGACGAACUAAAAAGACAAGGAAUAACAAAGCACCACCAUAUUUACCACCAGAGGCUGAAGAGGGAAAUAUUGAAUAUAAGCUCAAACUGGUGAACCCUACUCAAUAUAGAUUUGAGCACCUGGCCACACAAAUGAAGUGGCGUCUGCAGGAAGGACGAGGAGAGGCAGUGUACCAGAUCGGGGUAGAGGACAAUGGCUUGCUAGUUGGUCUGUCAGAAGCAGACAUGAGAGCUUCACUGAAGACCCUGCGCAGGAUGGCAGAAAAGGUUGGUGCUGAUAUCACACUACUCAGGGAGAGAGAGGUGGACUAUGACUUGGAAAGAAACUCUCGUAAAAUCGCAGAGGUUCUUGUUCGAAAAGUUCCAGAUGACCAGCAGUUUCUAGACCUUCGUGUUGCUGUUCUGGGACAUGUGGAUUCUGGGAAAUCAACUCUAUUAGGUGUCCUGACACAAGGAGAGCUAGAUAAUGGCAGAGGUCGAGCCCGCCUCAACCUGUUCCGGCACCUUCAUGAGAUCCAGACCGGGAGGACCUCCAGCAUCAGCUUUGAAAUUCUGGGGUUCAAUAGCAAAGGAGAGGUGGUGAACUACAGUGACUCCCGUACAGCUGAAGAGAUUUGCGAAAGCUCCUCCAAGAUGAUCACCUUUAUUGACCUGGCGGGCCACCACAAGUACCUGAAGACCACUAUCUUCGGCCUCACUAGCUACUGCCCGGACUUUGCCAUGCUAGUAGUCAGCGCUAACACGGGCAUAGUCGGUACCACUCGAGAGCACUUAGGCCUGGCCAUGGCCCUCAAAGUGCCGAUCUUCAUUGCCGUUAGCAAGGUGGACUUAUGCGGCAAGGGUACGGUGGAGCGGACCGUGCGCCAGCUGGAGCGAGUGCUAAAGCAGCCCGGAUGUAACAAGGUCCCCAUGGUGGUGGCCAGCCCAGACGAUGCUGUCACUGCUGCCCAACAGUUUGCUCAGUCCUCCAGCAUCACACCAAUAUUCACACUGUCCAGUGUGUCCGGGGAGAGUUUGGACCUGCUCAAGGUGUUCUUGAACAUUCUCCCACCCCUCAGCAACAGCAAAGAGCAGGAGGAGCUCAUGCAGCAGCUGACAGAGUUCCAGGUGGAUGAGAUUUACACAGUACCAGAUGUGGGCACCGUGGUGGGUGGAACGCUCUACAGUGGGGUGUGUAAGGAGGGCGAGAGGCUGGUGGUGGGGCCUACGGACGAGGGCCGCUUCCUGCGCCUCAGGGUGGGCAGCAUCCAGAGGAACCGCUCAGCCUGCAGGGUGCUCAGGGCCGGCCAGGCCGCCACACUGGCUCUGGGAAACUUUGAUCGUUCUCUGCUUCGGAAGGUUAAACGGAAAAGGAAACACUUUACAGGCAUGGUGAUGGUCAGCCCUAAGAUGAACCCCACCAUCUGCUGUCUGUUUGAGGCGGCCAUCGUUCUCCUGUUCCACGCCAAGACGUUCCGCAGGGGCUCCCAGGUCACAGUGCACGUUGGGAACGUGAGACAGACAGCCACUGCUGAGAGCCUGGAUGGGAAGGAGGAGCUGCGUACGGGCGAGCAGGCGGUGGUCUGCUUCCGCUUUCUCAAGCAUCCGGAGUACCUCCGCCUGGGAGCCAAGCUGCUCUUCAGGGAGGGCGUCACCAAGGGCAUCGGCCAUGUCACACGCCUGCUGCCUGCUUCCCAGCACCACGACCAGAACCACGACCAGAACCUGAAGGACCACUGAUUAGGGAGUGUCAUGGGUGGAGAAGGAGAGGAGGAACACCACUCUCUCACACAUGCACCCCAGACGGAGACAGAUGCCCAGUAGUGGUCCGUGAUUGCCCAACCCAUCCUGAUACAAGGAUGACAUCAGAGUAGAUUGGAUUCCACACAUCACCCAUCGCAUUUAAAUCAGUGCCACUGUUUUGCCAUAUAUUUACGUCCUUAUUUACCCACACUGUUGUUCCACGUCGGGACAUGUAUUUGAUCAGACACUGUUGAUCCCUUUGGUAUUCUGGAGUAAAGCUGGGAUAAGUAUCCCUCUCCUGCCCUCUGGCCUCCAGCAUAUUAUAGUAAUGCUGGGUGACCCGUUUAAGUGCUAAAGAAAAAAAAGAACUUGCUGAAAUCCUGAAGCAGAUUACUUUAAAAAGGCAAUUCUCUGCAUCAGUCUGUUUCCUAUCCCUGGUUUAUUUUGCUUCUCUCCAAAUUAAUGUGAGACAGACAGAAAAGAGGCAUCGUUUUGAGAUCAAAUAGGGAUAUCUUUUACUGCAAAUCUGUUUUGGGAUAGGCGGAUCCAAUGCAGUAGUUGCUUAAUUUUUAUUUUGAGUAUUUAGGGAUUACAUAGACUAAAUACCAGGAUGUCCCAUGAAAGUCCUUUCAACAUGGUCGCCAGUGUUUAAACGUUGCAUGGAAGCAAGGGCCAAACCAAACUUUGACAUUUGAUUU